GUGAAAACCCGAAAAGUCGUUCAACAUGAGUGUUACCGCUUCGAGCGCAAAGUCGAUCGUGUCCACGCCAUUUUCCAUAAAUGACAUUCUCACCAGAAGUCGACGCAGUGAACGGCGCAGUUCCGGGGAAUCGUCGGGAAAUGAGGAAGACUUGGCCCGGGCGUUCUACCAUCGCCAAUCGAGUCACCAUCAUCAUCAUCAUCAUCUGCACUAUCAUCAUCGGCACCGUGGUGUCGCCGAGAUCUCGGAAACUUCUCCACGCCGGCCAGAAGAUGCGUUCUAUGGACAGUUGAGACAGUUGGGUUGCAACAACAACAACAACAACAACAACAGCACAGAGAACGGCCAAAAGGUCGCCACACACGCUGUAGUUCGAUUCCAACCGAAUGGCCUUCCGCCAGCGUUACGCCGUGGUUCCUUGGAUUGUUUCAUGGUUUCCUCCGAAACCGCAUCCUCACGGACCGAUGAUGAUGCUCCAUCGAUGGCGCAAGGUUGCUCACCGUUGGCGAGUGAUUUAUGUGAACUCGAAGGUGCUGGCCGUACGGGUGGCUCGGGUGGUGCCCCGGCCACUUGCUACCGUCUACCGAAGAUCCGCAACGACAGCCCCAUCGAUAUGCGUCGCUCGACGGAGCAUGAUUCAGACUGUGACUCACCGUCACCGUACUCCGGUGCUCUAACAACGGUACACCACGGUGCUGGUCCCUCGAUGCUGGCCGGUGAUGAAAUGCCUUCGACGAGGAAAAAGCGCUCACGGGCUGCUUUCAGCCACGCACAGGUGUUCGAACUGGAACGUCGAUUCGCUCAACAGCGUUACCUCUCGGGACCGGAACGCUCCGAGUUGGCCAAAAACCUGCGACUCACCGAGACGCAGGUCAAGAUCUGGUUCCAGAAUCGUCGAUACAAAACGAAACGGAAGCAGAUCCAACAGCAUGAGGCCGCCCUGCUAAGUGCAACGAAACGUGUUCCCGUGCAAGUGCUGGUCAGGGAGGAUGGUUCUUACGGGCCGAUGCUAGGAACUGGCCAACCUCACUACGCUACCGGGCUGGAUCCUGCUCUGCUCAACGUCUAUCGGCACCAGAUACAGAUGGCGUACGGAAUGCCCGGAAUUCCUCCGAUGCCUUUCUCCUACUUCUACCCCUCGAAGAUUUCGACAGUUCCAAGCGGUCCGUUAGCUCCCUCCGUUACACCAUCCUCGUCAUCGUCAGUUUCAUCCGCGGCGUCGACUACGCUGGCCACAUGCAAAAGCACCGCCCCGCAGCAUCCAUACUUAGUGGCCGCCGCUGGUAUCGGUGUGCCGGGACCACUCAACUUCUCCACUCGGAACGAUGGCGAUCUAGAGAACGGAACCGCAGGCAGACAACGAUCGCGAUCCCCUUCCGAGCACUCGGGGCCCGGUUCGGACCAUGGAUACCGCCGACGGGCGGAUACGGAACGCAGCGGUCCCUGCAGUGUUCACUCUUCCAGUGGCGAGGGAGAGGACGAGGACGAAUGUGAAAAUGUGGAAAUCGAUUAA
Anopheles aquasalis is the source of this 1513-nucleotide messenger RNA. It is a transcript of the gene bap, whose product is annotated as NK3 homeobox bagpipe. The record is from RefSeq and is a predicted model, not a curated record. Lineage: Eukaryota; Metazoa; Arthropoda; Insecta; Diptera; Culicidae. Gene Ontology annotation, biological process: cell differentiation; regulation of transcription by RNA polymerase II. Gene Ontology annotation, cellular component: nucleus. Gene Ontology annotation, molecular function: DNA-binding transcription factor activity, RNA polymerase II-specific; RNA polymerase II cis-regulatory region sequence-specific DNA binding.